AUGUUGAUGGAUGCUGAUAUGGAUGUAGAAUUCGGGCAUGCGAGCCCGGCUCUACACACCACCGACGAGGAUCCGCAAAGCACAGCACAGCGCAGCGCAGCGAAACCAAACCAAGCCAAACCAACCAAGCCAACCGGAAAAAACGAAGACUUCAAGGAUAAAAAUAGAAAGCACGCCAAUACGGUGACAUGUCGGAUGAACGUGGGAUGGGCCGUUCGGGAGUGGGCGGGCUAG
Penicillium waksmanii is the source of this 234-nucleotide messenger RNA. RefSeq lists its product as uncharacterized. The record is from RefSeq and is a predicted model, not a curated record. The transcript has a single exon. Lineage: Eukaryota; Fungi; Ascomycota; Eurotiomycetes; Eurotiales; Aspergillaceae. The coding region runs from base 1 to 234 and encodes 77 amino acids.